Eriocheir sinensis (Chinese mitten crab) is the source of this 656-nucleotide messenger RNA. RefSeq lists its product as uncharacterized. The record is from RefSeq and is a predicted model, not a curated record. Bases 227 to 655 code for a protein of 142 amino acids. NCBI's taxonomy places the organism in Eukaryota, Metazoa, Arthropoda, Malacostraca, Decapoda, Varunidae. The transcript is spliced from 2 exons.
CCAAGGAGGGGUCGAGGAUGUGUCGGCGGGUAUAUAUUGGUGUGCCGCGGGAAGGCUGGGUCACUCAGCUUCCUCACACAACGAGUAGCAACACUACUCGCCGAGAAGUGGCUGAGAGCACUGAACUGUUGGAACAGCCUUCACAACCACCACAAAAACAACCUCUACAACCACAACAACUGCACCUGCCUUUGUUGACAAGACCGAUAUCACUACAAGCGUCACAAUGGCCUCCACAUCAAGCCUGGCCCUGACCGUGGCCCUCGCCGUGGCCGUGGCCCUCUCCAUGCCCCUCCUGGCCACCGCCGCCCCCGCCGCCGCCGCCCCCCAGCCCGUCAUCGCCAACGGCAGCAGCGUGGCCGUGGCCCCCCUGGCCGAGGCGUUCCUCUUCUGCUGGGUGGACGCCGCCGCCGCCGUGCAGGAGGUGGAGUGGCGGGACGCCGCCGACAAGCCGCUGCCGUCGUGGACGCCCGGCGCCGACGCCUUCCAGCUGGGCCGCGGCCGACACCUGCCUCACGCCUACCUGGUGCUGGCCGACUUCCGGCAGGACCUGGCGGGCGUGUACACCUGUGUGGCGCGCGGCGAGGCGGGGGUGGAGGGGCGCGCCAGCGUGGCCGUCAGCCUGGACGACGCGGCGCCCUGGGCACGGCGCUGAC